AUGAAAGGAAUUGCGAAUGAAUUGAUUCCCUGUGCUGCUAUUCAACCGUCACAGCUACACAUCACCCUCUCCAUGCCAGGACACAACAAUGUUGUGCGUGGCGACGUUGUUGAUGUUGUGGAAUCUGGAAUCUUCAGUAUGCAUGCGGCUCAAUCUGGUGUUGUGCGGACCACAGGGAUCCUGUGUAAGAUGUUUGGGCUUUGCAUGCGCGUGUGUGAAAUGAGAGGCUUUUCUGGUCGACCAUUCGGUGUAUAUGGACUGUGUGAGUGA
Sphenostylis stenocarpa is the source of this 270-nucleotide messenger RNA. The record is from the annotation of a GenBank genome assembly. NCBI's taxonomy places the organism in Eukaryota, Viridiplantae, Streptophyta, Magnoliopsida, Fabales, Fabaceae.